Molecule: messenger RNA, 2879 nt
Organism: Effrenium voratum
Lineage: Eukaryota; Dinophyceae; Suessiales; Symbiodiniaceae
Source: the annotation of a GenBank genome assembly
AGGAUUCUGGUCUCAAGUCGUGGCCGUUCGGGAAGCUGCAGCCCGUGCGCCCCGAAAUCGGCUUUCGCCUUUUAGGCGCCAUGGAGUGUUGGCUGGCCCUCACGGGGCGGGCGGAAGGGGCGGCCAGUAGGGGCCUGGGCAAGCUGGCCAAAGCCAGCGCCACGCAUCCAUGGAAGUGCAUCGCACUGUCGCUCCUUUGCUGCCUGCUUUGCGGACUCGGUUUCUUGCGCUUUGAGGCCAAGAGCGAAGCUCGAGACUUGUGGGUAGACCAGGUUUCGCAGGUGAUGAAGGACUUGGAAUGGACCGAAGAGUACUUCACCAGCGGGGGCGGGGGCGAGCCCUGCCGCUUGUUGAUCACUGCCAAGUCUGGGAGCAUUCUUGACAAGGACAAUCUCAUGGCGACGUUGCAGGUGGUGCAGGAUGUGAAAGCUAUGGUCGCUGACAAUGGGAAGACCUGGGAUGACGUGUGUUUGCGGGUUGGUUCCGGCUGCUUCCUGAGUGGCCUGCCUCGCUACUUUGGAAGCACCGUCAACCAGAGUUUGAGCCAAGACGACAUCCUGAACAGCAUCAACGCCCAGACCUUUCCGGACGGCGGGGACGCUUUCCCGGAUGACAGCAUGGGGGGCAUGGUCCGGAACAAUGGGCGCAUCGUGGGGGCCAAGGCAGUCAGGGUGGAUUGGGUCUUGCGGGCAGAGCAGGAUUGGGAAGAUGCUUGGGCGCAGGCAUUGAUCAACAAAUUCGUGGAGUCAAGUAUGCUGAAGCAAUCCUAUGACUUGGUGGAGGUUUUCGUCCAGGUCCCAAGCUCCGGAGAUGAUGAGCUGAAUCGAACCGUGAGGGCAGAUAUCCCACUCUUCGCCUUGGCCUUUGUACUGAUGUCCGUGUUCUGCGCUUUGUUCCUUGGAAAGCCUUGGAGUUCCACACAGAGCCGAAGGCUCUUGGGCUGCAUGGAAUUCUUCCUUGUGCUGAUGGGCAUUGUUGCCGGCUUUGGCGUGGCCAUGCUGCUGGGAAAGCCAUUUACCGUGCUCACGCAGAUCCUGCCCUUUAUUCUGGUGGGUAUAGGCAUCGACGACGCCUUUGUGAUCGCCGGGGCUUUUGAUGCCACCGACACCUCGUUGAGCAUUCCCGUUCGAGUGGAGAACGCCAUGCAGAGGGUUGGCGUUUCGAUUACACUGACCAAAGUCACCUCACUGGUGUCUUUCCUGCUGGGGGCCACUUGUGCAUUUCCUUCGGUGCAGUGGUUCUGCAUGUUCGCUUCCACGUCGGUCUUCUUUAUUUGGCUGCUGCAUUGCUCCGCCUUUUGCGCCAUGCUGGCCUUGGACGCGAAGCGCGCCAGCAGAGACCCACCGGGCCUGGACCCCUUCGCCUGUAUUUCAGCCAGGGCGUCGUGCAUGCCAGGGCCAGGAGACAGAGACGCGACGAAGUCACCGCUGGCGCAAAUCCUGGUGUCCAUGGUGCGUGUUUUGGUUCGGACUCCGGCUCUCGGGCUGGUGACUGUGAUCCUCUUCCUGGCUGUGGCGGGCAUCUCGAUUUGGCAGGCGAGCUCGGGUCUCGGUACUGACUUCAACAUCAUUGACCUUACGCCAGACAGCAGCUACCUGCGAGACUUCUAUGUGCAGGAGCGGUUGCAUUUCGGAGGUUUGUCCACUGGGGGCUUGGCGCUUCCGACCAGCUAUGUCAUCAUGGACCAGAACUUCAGCUCUGUGGAAGUGCAGCGAAUGCUGGAGGAGGUGGGUGCUGAGAUGCUGGCGCUCAGCAACGUGAACUCUGAGCGAGGUCUCAGGAGCUGGCACACGAUCUUCAGCCAUUGGGCAUGGACGAAUCGAGGCUCGCUUCCUUCGCUGCCACUGGAUGCUUUCGAGCCAGCCCCCGGGGGUUUGAACCGCAGCAGCUGCGCAGCCGGGCUGCCCACUGGCGUCACCGCCUGCGUGAGUCACUUUGUGACUGGGCCACACUUCGAGUUAGCCCUUCUGGACUUCUUGAAUGACGGCAUGUCCUCGGGCUUCCGCGACGACGUUGUCUGGCGUGAUCAAGCCGUGAAGGCGGUGCGGCUUCGUGCCACGCACGUGGACACGGUGAACAGCAGGCAGCAAGUGGCCGUGCUCGAAGAGGCGGAGGCCCUGACGGCGAAGUGGCAACCACGAGCUGCAGGGAGCUUUAUGUCUGCUCAGGCCUACAUUUUCUUUGACCAGUACCGCAUUAUCGUGGAGCAGAUGACGACCAGCAUUGGGCUUUGCUUGCUGGCUGUGACGGUGAUCAGUGCACUCGUUCUGGCGCAUCCUUUGUCCGUGCUGAUUGUAUUCGUGGUCCUCGCUCUCGUCUUCACCGACUUGAUGGGCAACAUUGUCCUUUGGGGCCUGGACCUGAACAGCAUUUCGAUGAUCAACUUGAUCAUGGCUGUGGGCCUUGUCGUGGACUACAGCAUGCACAUGGCCCACAACUUCAGCCUCCAAAGCUCGACUCUGAGCAGAGCACGACGAGCAGAACUGGCCAUGGAGGAAAUUGGCCCCGCGAUCUUCCUGGGUGUCAGCACGACCUUCCUGGCGAUCGUGCCGCUGGCAUUUUCCUCGAGCCAAGCCUUCCGUGUGUUCUUCAAGAUGUUCUUCGGCAUCGUAGUGGCUGGAGGCUUGCAUGGCUUGGUGUUCUUGCCCGUGUGCCUUGCCGUCAUGGGACCAAGUGUGACCCAGGCCGCGGCCGACCCCCGCAUCUCGAAUCUGGAGGAUGGCAAAGAGGGCAACGAGGCAACGGAGCCCGACUCAUCUGCUCCCAAGGUCUUAGAGUCCAAACCGCAAGAGCAAUAGCCGCAGAGUUGGAAUGAAGUUUUUGCAGUUUUCGGGACACGUGCUGGGAGGCUGCAUUGAAGACACGUGUGAUUCACUCCC